AUGUGGUAUACAUGUGGUAUAUUAAUUAUGUUAUGAUUGAGAUCGCUAGUAGUUUAUGUGUUACCAGGUGUUACUACUCAUUUUACAAGUUGGUGAUAUAUAAUAAAGUGAAUAUAAACAAUAAAACUAGAAAUAAUGGUUUCAAAGUGCUGCGUUUUAGGUUGUAGAAACACUAGCCAAAAGGCCCAGCUGCAUACGUUUCCAAAAGACGAGAAGAUUUGGUCAAUGUGGAUAAAGAAUAUUGGUCGAGAAGAUUUGAAAAACAAAACCAUAGAUCAUUUAAGAAGAUCUUAUCGCAUAUGUAACAUACAUUUUGAUGAUAAUCAAAAAUAUAUUGGAAGUCGAUACAAAUCUACCAUUAAGCAAGAUGCAGUGCCUACUUUGUUUCUUCCAAUUAUUAAAAAUGGUUUAAGAAGUAAAUUAAGACUUUUGGCCUACAGUGGAACAGAAUCAGUUGCUAAACUAACACCUAAGGCGAAAAAAUUUUACAGAAUUGCAAAAGAUCUUCGUAAAACUGCUAAACGACUGGAUUUUAAAUGUUUGAAUUUGAAAAAGGAAUUAAGAAGAGUUGAAAAAGUUAUGGAAUCAGGUGAUUUUUUGGCCCAAAGCAUCAAUAAAGCUACUUAUGAUUUUAUAAAAUGCCAAUUAAGGUGCCAAAAAUUUCAACCGAAGGGUAGGCGUUAUAGCCUUGAUGAAAAAAUUUUAUUUUUGUCAUUUUUAAAACAGAGUCCUAAAGGAUACAAACUAUUUCGUAAAAUAUUUGCUGCUCCUUCAAGGAAAACUUUGACUAACCUUUUACAAAAUAUUCCCUUUGCAACUGGAAUCAAUGAAACCAUUAUGGCUAGCUUGAAAAAUAGUACAAAGGGAAUGUCUGUAAAAGAGAAGUAUUGUAGCAUCCUUUUUGAUGAAAUAUCUAUUGAUCCUGGAUUGCAAUACAACAAAAAAGAAGGUGCUAUUUACGGAUUUGAAGAUUAUGGGGAUUAUGAAUAUAAUAGGCCAAUUAUUGCUGAUAAAGCCUUGGUAUUCAUGGCCAGAGGAAUUUUUAAAAAGUGGAAGCAACCAAUUGCUUAUUAUAUUAGUGAAAGUGGCAUGAAAGGUCACCUAUUAUGUUUAAAAAUAAAAGAAGUCAUCAGGGCAUGCAGAAAUAGUGAUCUUUUGCCAAUUACAAUUAUUUGCGACCAAUAUAGUGCCAAUAAAAAGGCUAUUAAAUUAUUAUAUGAAGAAAACUGCAAGCAACCACAUCAAUUCGGUUUUUUAAUAGAUGGUGUAGAAGUUAUUCCCUUAUAUGACCCUCCCCACCUGUUAAAAGGUAUUAGAAACAAUUUUUUUAAUAAAAGUGUAAAAUUUAAGUGGAGAAAAAAUAUUGAAGUGGCGACUUGGGCACACAUUAAUCAAUUAUAUGAUUUAGAAGAUAAAGAUUAUGACUAUAAAUUAUGUCCAAAACUAACAGAAAGUCAUGUUAAAAAUCUUAAAAAAAUGAAAGUGUCCAUAGCAGCACAGACAUUAAGCAAUACUGUAGCCGCAGCUAUGAAAAAGUUGGCCUCUUCUCAACUAAAUUGUCUUCCAGCCGAAGCAGAAAGUACAGCUGAAUUUAUUUUAUUUAUGGACAAGGUCUUUGAUAGUGUGAAUGGUGCUGGCACCUUUAAUAAAAAUGGAAAAAGAUUAAGAAUGGCUGUAACAAAAAAAAGCGAACAUUAUACUUUUUGGACUGAGGCCAUUCAAGUUUUUGAAUCAAUAAAAUUUGAAGAAAGGGGGAAACAGACAGUACCACCAAGUGUACUAAAUUGGAUUCACACUCUAAGAGGUAUGAGAUACCUUUGGGAAUUAUUUCAGAAAAAAAAUAUAAAAUAUUUUUGUCCCAAUUUUUUAAAUCAAGAUCCCCUUGAAAACUUUUUUGGGCGCAUUAGGAGUCAUGGAGCAAGGUAUAUAAACCCAAAUGCAACAGCAUUUAUUCAUUCAUUUAAAUCUUUAAUUAUUAUGGAUUUCACAUCUGUGCACUCACCUGGAUUUAAUUGUAAAGAUGACAAUUUAAAUGCUUUGGAUUCAUUAAAACAUUUCAUAAAUUGUGAACCAAUUUCAAAAAAUGAACCAAUUAAGAUCCCUGAUAUACAAUUUAGUGAAUUUACACCAAAUAACCAAAUAGAUAUUUUACAAAAAGGAUGUCUUAGAUAUAUAGCAGGGUUUGUGGCAAAAAAAAUUUUACGUAAAUUUAAAAGUUGUGGAUGUUGUAUGACAGAUUUAUUGGGCGAUGGUAGUAAUGCUGAAGAUUUUUUUAUCAACGCAAAAUCUUAUAGUAUAAAAAGUUUAAUGGCCCCAAACAGUAAAUAUGGUGAACUUUUUGAAAAGAUUAUAUUCAUAUUACAGCAAAUAGUUCCAAAAGUUUGCCACUACAAAAAUUUAAAAAAAAUACUUUUCGGAAUAAUGUAUAAUGAAUGCAAAUCAUUUACUUUUAUAUGUGAAAAACAUCAAAUUUUAAAACACAUAUUAAAUUAUGUUAUUUCAUUUCAUUUGCUGAUUUAUGCAAAAAAUAUCACCAAAAUUUUACAGGGAAAAUUAAAAGUAAAAUCUGGGUGUAAUGACCCAAUUAAAAAUUAUGCACAAAAAAAAUUUUACAGUCAUAAAAAGUAUGUUAAUACAUUAAAAAUAAUAAAUAAUUGCCUUCCUUUAAAAAUAAUAUAGAGAGAGAAAUAUAGGUACUUUAUUGAUACCAUGGAACCAAAAAUUGACUGAAGUCUUUCAGCGAAUUUACAAGAUUAAUAUAUACAUUAAAUAUUUUAUGUUAAGACUAAAUACAAUACAAUAGUUAAAAAAAAUUGUAUAUGUGGUGGUAAUUACAAUAUUGCCAGUCAAUUAAAUUACAGCUAAUAGAAGAAGAUUAGAAGGGAGUUGUUUAUUGAUCUGAAGUGACAAGUACGUUUGUGAUGUUAUUUAUAAUAUUUUUAGAACAUAAUAAUAUGCCUGGAGUUUCAUAUAUUUCCUUCCUGUUGGAUUAUACACCCGUCACAAUAUGGGUUAAUAAAAUUUUUAGUUUUGCUUUCCUCACAUAUAAAACUAUCGAUAUUAUUACCUUGUAGAUAGUUGUAUAUUAAGUAUUUCUCUGUUUGAAAACUAUUGAUAUUUGAAUAAAUAAACCUCACGUUAUGAGCCACUAUCUUGAAAUAUUGUGAGCCCUUCCUGUGGCAUAGUUGGUGAGUGAUUGGUUGGUUUUUCCAGAUCGAACAUGAGUAUAAAUAGGUAAAUUUCCCAGUUUUUCACGAUGUAAUUUUUUGCAGUAUCUGUGUUUUAUUUCGAUAUUUGUGAGAUGGUCUUUCAUAAUAUGUGUAUCUUCAAUAUCCAAUUCUACUGAUGAUAUGAUACAGGCAAAAGUUGUGUCAUGUGAUUUAUUUUGUGUGGAUUGAUUUUGGUUAGAAUUUGUUUCUUUGUAUUCUUUGGUUACUUUUGACUGGACUAAUGACUUCGGUUAUUAUCUUAAUUACUUUUUAAAAUAAACCCAUUUCUAGUUUUUAUUAUCACAUUAGAAGAGUUUGGAUUGCUUCUAUUCCAAAAAUUAGCAAACUGAAAUCUUGAUAAUUAUUGUUGAGUUGUUAUAACAAAAUUGUUUAUAGUUUUGAUUCAUGAUAUUUUUCAUUUGUAGUGAAUCAUGGUGUGUGUUGUUAACUACCUUUUUUUGUGGCUUUGAAUGUUGACAUCUUUUUGUGAAUUUGGUUGGGAUUGAUUUAUUGGGUUUUUAGAAGAAUGCUGACCUAAUAUUAUGUCUUGAAUUUGUUGUUGAGACAGUUGUCCUUUUCCUUUCUUUCCCAAGUCCUUUUCACUGGAUUUAGCAAAUGCGAUAUUCGAUGGCGUCGUUUCUUUUCUCUUUUUAUUUUAUUCCACUGUCCGGUAUCUUCCAUUUCUUCUUCCAUUACGCUGUUCUCGGAAGACAUAUUUCCUUAUUAUUUCUACUGUUUUCCCAAUUAACUAUCACUAAUUAACUUUUAAAUCGAUUUUUAACUUAUCGUUAGCGAAUUUCAGCGAGUCGAUCGAUUUACGUCCUUUCUCUAUGAACAUUCAAGGAGAACGAAUAUAAUAUUUUUUUUAAUAUUCAUAAAAAUAUAAUUAUAGUAUUUUUUACUUUAUUUGUUUUAGGAUCACCCAUUUUAUUUUUUUGCUUUUGUAAUCAUAGGUACUUAUUUUGUAGUCUUUUUUUACAUUAUAUAUAAUAAAAUUUUAUAUC
Messenger RNA from Diabrotica balteata, 4213 nucleotides. Lineage: Eukaryota; Metazoa; Arthropoda; Insecta; Coleoptera; Chrysomelidae. The record is from the annotation of a GenBank genome assembly.